AUGAAGUCUUUAACCGAAUGCCUGAUAGACAAAGAAGGUACUAAAGAAAAGGUUUGGGAAAACAUGCCAGGAUCUAAUGCAGAAAAAGAAGAAAACAUUGAGAAUGUUAAAGACUGGACAACAUACACUUCCCAACAACAGAGAGAUGAGCUACAGAGAGCAAAGGUUGGAUUUUUUAAACUUGCUCGAAUGCCCAACGUCCUUGGAGCAGUCGACGGGACACUGAUUAAAAUAUUGGCUCCACCUCGGAAUGAACCCAGCUAUGUCUGCAGGAAAGGUUACCAUGCUUUAAAUGUGCAAGCUGUUGCAGACACUUCUCUCAGAUGCUUGCAUCCAACUGGAGGUGUGAUGCCCUUUGCACUGCCGAAGUCAAUUAAGGUCAUUGUUGCCUGUUUUAAGCUUCACAACAAAUGCAUCGAUGAUGGAGUUCAAAAUCCAGAUGUGGAAAAAACAGCAGAGGAAGCACAGAACAGACAUGUGAUGGCCAAUCUACCUUUAAAUCCUGCUGGGCAGCAGGUCAGACAGAGACUGGUACAACGCUUCUAA
Molecule: messenger RNA, 546 nt
Organism: Saccostrea cuccullata (small rock oyster)
Lineage: Eukaryota; Metazoa; Mollusca; Bivalvia; Ostreida; Ostreidae
Exons: 3
Coding region: 1-546 (181 amino acids)
Source: RefSeq, a predicted model, not a curated record